This is a messenger RNA of Penicillium canariense, 1671 nucleotides long. RefSeq names its product cytochrome P450. Gene Ontology annotation, molecular function: monooxygenase activity; heme binding; oxidoreductase activity, acting on paired donors, with incorporation or reduction of molecular oxygen. NCBI's taxonomy places the organism in Eukaryota, Fungi, Ascomycota, Eurotiomycetes, Eurotiales, Aspergillaceae. The annotation marks the transcript as partial. The transcript has 5 exons. The record is from RefSeq and is a predicted model, not a curated record.
AUGACUUGGGAACAAAAUCUGGCAGCGACAGCGCUGGGUGUCCUCGCUCACCUGGGGGUCUUCAUUAGAGGAGAAUGGCAUCUCCGUGCCCCCAGUGUAGUUACCUGCCAUGUGGCUGUCCUAGUCACAGGCAUCUCUUUGCAUAUCCAUAAAAGCUCCGAAGCGGCAAGUUCCAUAACGGCAUGGUGGCUGCAAUGUUUCUUAUAUUACUUGUUUGGCAUGUUCACUAGCAUCACCAUAUACCGUCUGCUCUUCCACCGAAUUCGUCAUUUUCCUGGCCCGCGGGCUGCAGCAGCAAGUAAACUGUGGAGUGUUUACCAGUGUCGGGAUUCACGCAACCACUUGCUGCUCGAUGGAUUGCACAAGAAAUAUGGUAACUUUGUGCGGACAGGCCCCGCUGAGAUCACCAUUUUCCACCCCAAAGCUUGGGAGGCCAUGGAUGGAGCCGGUAAUGCCAACGUCCGGUCCGAUUGGUAUGACAUUGUGCAUCCACGAAUUUCGCCUAUCUUUUCUCGUAAGGAGGAAGACCACCUCGAGAGACGCAAAGUGUGGAGUCGAGCAUUAUCAACUAAAUCAAUUCGAGAGUACCUGCCACGCAUCCUCCAGCAGAUCGGGACAUUAGAAUCAAUCAUCGACAACGUGGACAGCCAGCCUGUGGUGCCGAACGACAUCAUGCAGUGGUUUGCCUUUGACUCAAUGGGCGAGUUUGCUUUCAAUGAAAACUUUGGUAUGAUGAAGACCAAGACCUGGCACCGCGCGAUCAUGCAGCAGCGCUCGGCACUCGCGAUCCUUGGCUCGCUCAAUCAUACGGUGUGGGCGAUUCGGUUGGCGUUUGCGUUCUUGGCUCGCUUCUGGCGGGUCAAGGACUGGAUGGGAAUGAUCUCGUUCUGCGACCAGUGCAUGGAACGAAGACUCAAGACCGAGGCUACCCAGCCCGACAUUGCAGCUCAUUUCAUCAAAGAGUACCACGCAGGAAAAAAUGAUCGGAACCGGGCGAGCAAGAAGCAACUGCUCAGUGGAAACACGGUUUCCGUGAUUGUGGGUGGAAGGUAUGGACUUUCGAGCUUUGUGCUUAUUCGAUCCUCAUGCUCACUUCUUAUCAGCGACACGACUGGCCCUAGUCUCAUCCUGUUGUGGUAUUUCAUGGCUUUGUAUCCCGAGCAUGCCGAGCGCGUAUACCAGGAGGUGAAGGACAUUGAUCCUUCCGACAUCAGUACACUAGCCUUAUUACCGAUUUUGAAUGGCUUCAUCAAUGAAACAAUGCGACUUAUCCCGGCCGCUCUCACCAUGGGCACGCGCGUCACUCCUCCAGAAGGGAUGACAAUAGAUGGGACCUACAUUCCUGGCGGGAUCAAGCUCGCCGCGCCCAAGUACACAAUUUUCCGCAUGGAGAGCGCGUUUGAAGAUCCACUGUCCUUCGUCCCGGAACGCUGGUAUAGCCGACCAGAAAUGGUGCGCGAUAAGAGCGCUUUUGCCCCCUUCGGUGUUGGUCGCCGUGUUUGUGUUGGCAAGAAUCUAGCCCUUACCCAAAUCCGCCUGGUGGCGACGAUAUUGCUCUCUCGCUAUCGGGUCCGCUUUGCGCCUGGUGAAACUGGCGAAGCUGUGGAGCGCGACAUGCGAGACCAACUCACUGCACAGCCUGGUCGGUAUGAAGUGGUAUUCGAGCCUCGA